AAAAUGAAUGUUGGAAAAAUGCAGUUAAAGGGUUCAAUGAUUCUGUUAAAAAAAUUUUUGAUGAUACAGUUUUAAAAAUAAAUAAUAAACUUGAUGAUAUUAAUAUUGAAGGAAGAGAGUUGAUUAUGAAGAAAUUAAAAAAAAGACAAAAGAA
Racocetra persica is the source of this 154-nucleotide messenger RNA. Lineage: Eukaryota; Fungi; Glomeromycota; Glomeromycetes; Diversisporales; Gigasporaceae. The record is from the annotation of a GenBank genome assembly.